AUGGUUGCACCUGGCAUGAAUCAGCAGGGGGGAUCAUCAUCAUUAGCAUCAUCGCAAGUGCAGAGAGUACAGGUGACACAGUACCGCGGUACAGAGCAGGCAGCUGUGCUCAUGUGGUUCUGGAACAAGCACUUCUGGCUCCCUCACAAUGUAACCCGGGCUGAUUUGCAAAGCUCAGAUGAACCCUCCUUCCCACAAGCAGCAGAGCACUUCUAUGUGGCUUUGCCUCUGGCUUCCUGCAUCUUCAUGUUAUACAGUGCUCCUUAUCCUGUGUCUUACAGGUUUCUUGCUAGACCAUGUGGCACCGCCAUAAAGAUACAAGCAAACAGGCCUCAGAAGGCACAGUCCAAUGCUAUCCUGGAGAAGGUCUUUACAGCAGUCACCAAGCACCCAAAUGAGAAGAGGCUGGAGGGCCUGUCCAAGCAGCUCGACUGGGAUGUGCAAACCAUCCAGAGGUGAUUCAGACAGCUCUGGAACCAGGAGAAGCCCAGCAUCUUGUGCUGCUUCUGCGAUAGCAUGUGGAGGUUUGUGUUUUCCCUGUACAUAUUUACCUAUUGAGUACGGUUCCUGAAAAAGAUAAAUAAGAUCAAAAUCCACUGUUAG
Molecule: messenger RNA, 603 nt
Organism: Scleropages formosus (Asian bonytongue)
Lineage: Eukaryota; Metazoa; Chordata; Actinopteri; Osteoglossiformes; Osteoglossidae
Product: ceramide synthase 6
Exons: 6
Biological process (GO): ceramide biosynthetic process
Molecular function (GO): sphingosine N-acyltransferase activity
Source: RefSeq, a predicted model, not a curated record